Phytophthora sojae is the source of this 1380-nucleotide messenger RNA. RefSeq lists its product as hypothetical. The record is from RefSeq and is a predicted model, not a curated record. The transcript has 2 exons. Bases 1 to 1380 code for a protein of 459 amino acids. Lineage: Eukaryota; Oomycota; Peronosporomycetes; Peronosporales; Peronosporaceae.
AUGACGCAACUGCUGGAUGAGCAGGACAAGAACCAGCAGCUUCGUGACCAAGUUGAAGCCUUAGAGGCCCAGCUUGCGGCUAGGGACAGUAAGGUGAACGCUAAGCUCCAGGAAGCUGCUCGCAUUCGGGAGGAGCAAGCCCAGAUGACUGAGAACGAAAGGGUUGCUCGCGUGAAUGCGCUCGAGGAACAGGUUCGCCUGCAAGAGGCUAAAAUUGCCCGGUUGAAACACGAGAAGAGCCAGCUCAAGACUGCCGUGAGGCAGCUAAAGGCGCUUGCUGAUCUCGACGCUAUCACCCAGCGUCUCCACGAGUUCCUCGCGAAGGUGGAACACUGGAAAACAAGCAGCAAAGAAAGGAUGCGAACUUGCGAUCAGAAGACCGACCUGCCUGCUUUGCUGGAGCACGUGUGGUCGGAUUUCCCGCAAUUCUCGGGUGUAGCACCGAUGAAUCACAAAGGGGACUCCAGUCCCGCCUCGGAGCAGAGGCAGCAGCAAUCGACACCUGUGGCGGAUGAACAAGCUGAUGCGGUUGUCUUCCUCAAGAAGCAGUUGCGUCAGCGCGAGGACGAGUUGCGGCAGGCCCACGUUAAGUAUGUCGAGCUGAAGGAAUUGUGCGCCAGGCAAUGCGUCCGUGAGGCCGACCUGCAGAACUUCAUCAAUGAACAUCGUCUGCGCGGUAACCUCAUCAUUCAUAAGAACGGCGGCGCCAAGCACAGCGGAGCGGCGGAUAACCAAGAUCCAGUGCAGGAAAAUCACCAGGACGAGCCUCGGCACAGCGCCAAGUUGAAGAUGAUUUCAAGCCGAGGAACGAACACACCGUCGCCCUUUAACGGCAGAGGCGAGGAGGAUGAAGACAACUUCGUUAACGACGAGUAUUCCGACAACCAGGAGGACAACGACGACUACGGCGAGGAAGAUGAAGAGCAGUACGAAGAGUACCCAGUGCGAACUCCAAAGAUCUUCGUUCAGGUUGGUCGGAACGGUGUCUACGAACAUGCGUCACCAACAGACUCCGCUGUGGCGCAGAAGCUCGCGAGCGACCGAAGCCGAGGAAAACGCAAGCCUCAGCCAAAGCAGCAGCGAAUUGAACGAAUCCGGCUUGUGCCGUCGCCGAGCUUGGCGCAGCGGUAUGAGCGGGUGCCUACGCCAGCAACCGGCGCUCCGCGAAGGAAAGAGUCUGCCCACCAGCCAGUGACACCACAGUCUUCAGUGCGGUCGCACCCCCCGCAGCUCGGGGAGUGCCCACCUGGUUGCGGCAGUCGGCUCUCCUUCACGCGCAAGAAGGCGCCAUCGGUUGCAGCACGGUCAAAGCCACCCAAGAGGCCGGUAUCUACGACAGCGUCGAAAGGAGCUAUCGGUGUUAUUCGCCCGUGGAUGUAA